GCCAUGGGACGGCUUCUAUUCUAUUUAUUAUUUACAAAUUACAAUACAUCGUAAAACAUUAGUAAGAUCAUUUAAUCUUUAUUAGAAAUGAAUCUGAUGUAUGAAAGUGAUUGUGACUCGCAGGAUUUGCACCUCCUUAAAGCCGCCAUCGAAGAAAAUGAUAUAGAAAUAGAAAUGAUCGAAGAGCAAUCGCAAUUAAGCGCUGGAACAUCUUUAAUAGCUUGUGAUUCACAGUAUUCGACUUCUAAUAAUGAUAUUGCCAUCACGCUUAAUUUACUCUACGAUGAAAAACUAGCAACGCUCGAAAAAACAUUGAUAAACAGAUUACAAGAAUGUAGAAAACGAUUACAAGAAGUACAAAACAAGUCCAUAAAUGACAGUGAUAAUUCUAUCACACACAGAAGGUCCAAUUUUUCGGUCGUGAAUUGUGGAAAACCAUACUUUAAAGAUACGUUUGGAUUUCCUGCACCUCCUAAUGAAGAUACAUUGUUACGGUCUCAGGCUGGUAUGUACGAUUUUACUGGUUUCUCAAGUAUACAAGGCUGGAUGGAACGAGAUAAAUGUGAAUUUAUGAGGAAUAUACACGAAAUGUCUCAAAAUAUAAAACAAAAAGAAUUAGAAUCAGCACUCGCUAGAGCCAAGCGUAACAAAGGGCCAAAAAAGGAAAUAGAUAGAAUAAAAAUGGAAAUAGGAAAUGUAAAGAAAAUGCCUCUAGAAGAUUUAGUUUUGCCUGUGGAUAAGGAAUAUGACUGGGAACAUGUAGCGAACCUAAUGAAAUAUAAACACAAACCGCAAGAGUAUAAGGCUUUGUGGAACUUAUAUUUACAUCCUUCAUUUAAUAAAGAGCCUUGGACUAAAGAGGAGCAUAUGAUAUUAGAGAGAAUUUCUGCUGAAAAACAACAUCAAGACUGGGAGAGUAUUGCAAAAGAGCUUGGGACAAACAGGACGGGCUACCAGUGUUUUGUGUACUUCCGUACUAAUAUCAAUAAUAGUUUUACAUCAAAAGAGUGGACAAAAGAGGAGGAAGAGUAUUUAAAAAGAUUAGUUGAUUUCUAUAAAGAACAUGAUUAUAUACCGUGGGCUAAGAUCGCAACCUGUAUGGAAAACAGAACUAAAACUCAAGUGUAUAAUAAAUUUAUUCAAUUAACUUCAUUAAGGAAAGGAAGAUUUCUUCCAGAAGAAGAUGCUGUAAUUAUAGCUUGUGCUCAUAAAUUUGGGACAAAUUUCAAACAUAUGGCAAAGUAUUUACCUGGUCGUUCAGUACCCCAAUGUAGAGUCAGGUAUCAAAUUUUGACUCGGGCAAAAACAUAUAUAACAUGGACUGAGGAGGAAGAUAAAAAACUCAUGCAACUUACAGCUAAUCAAGAUUCACCAACAAUUUUUGCAAGCUUGAAAAACUACUUUCCUGAUAGAGAUAGAUCUCACUUACGAUCUCGAUACAAAACACUAACUAAAUGGUUGAGACAUAAUCCAAAUGUAGACAUUAAAUAUGCUCCUAGACGUGAAGCCAGAACCUUGGUUCGAGACAAAUCAACUUUAAAUUUAAAGAAGGCUGUUGAAAAUUUGAAAAUUAGAAUGCAGGAUGAGUUGCAAGUGAAAGAAAGUAACACAAUCACAUUGCAGUCCACAGAGCAGAAAAUAGAUGAUGCAAUUGUAAAAUAUUUUGUAAAUGAGAAAAUUACUUGCACAGAUAUUGAAAAACAAAACCCUCAAUGCAUAGAUAGUCCAAGUUCAGCAACCAUGACUUACUUAAAGAUUGACAAUCAACCUGAAUAUUUAACAAAAAAGAAUAUUAAUUUUAAGAAUGUUAGGCAAAUCCUAGUUCUUCUCCGAGCAAAGUUAAACAAGCAGUUGUUUAUGAAAAGUAACUUAAGUAAGACAUGCCCAGAACUAUUACUUUUAGAUAGUGAUGUGUACACCUCUAAAGUUAAAUCAUAUUCAAAAAGGCAAAAGUCAUCAACAGAGAAUAUUGACAAAACAGGGAUACCCAAUAUCUGGGGAGAGCAUCCUCUAGAUAGUUUCAAAUAUAUUUUACCACCAAACCUCGCUACAAUUACUGGCUGCCGACAGUUAUUAGACCAUAUUCAAGUACCUACACAAAAAAGGAAACCUCAAAUAAAAAACUUCAACCAAAAUAGGAGUUUGCAAAGAGAAAUGACACUUCUAUUAGAACGGUUUUAUGUGUUAUUUAUAUGGCCUAUACUACUGUCAAAGUAUGUUGAUAAUGAUGAAAAGGAAAUAAAUCAAUCUUCUAGUCAAGAAACUACAAACAAUCAAGCUAACUAAGGGUUUGAACAUAAGUUGAUUAACACACGAGUUCAUAAGUUUUUUCAGUAACAAUUUGUGCCAAAAUUAGGUUUGUGAUAAAGAUAUGUUGCCAUAGAUGUGAUACUGAAGGGAUGAAAAAGUAGAUAUGAAAGUUUAAUACUGUUAAGCUAAGAACUAAAAAAACAAGCUAAAGUAAGAAGUAAUUUUGUUUUUCUUCUUAAUAUAAUAGUUUUUUUAAACUAUAAUUUAUUUACAGUAUAUAUUAUUAUAGUGGCUUAAUGGAAUAAGUAAUAUUUAUAUUUUGAUUUCUGAAGUAGUGGAUGGGAAUAAUGCUCGAAAAUCUAAAGAAACAAAUCAAAUCUUGUGGGUUGUACAAAUUUAAUUUGCUCCUGAAUUUAAUUGAACAGGUGUCCAGAGAUGAUGUGUCAUCCAUUAACAAUUGAUCGAUAAAUGUUUGUUACAUUGUAUCUUUUGUAAAAUUUUGGAGGUUGGGCAGGUUACCACCUGGAAGUAGGUCAUGUUGAUGAAGCUACACCUGAAGAGUCAAUUAAACAUUAGAAUUUAUGGAUUAUGCAUCAUUGGACAUUUAGCUUAGUGGUUAGUGUUGGAGGCCUAACCUCCAGAGAAGCAGGUCAUCAAAUUAUUUUCAAUGCUAAUAAAAUUAUUUAUUGUG
Molecule: messenger RNA, 2941 nt
Organism: Leptidea sinapis
Lineage: Eukaryota; Metazoa; Arthropoda; Insecta; Lepidoptera; Pieridae
Product: snRNA-activating protein complex subunit 4-like
Exons: 1
Coding region: 88-2286 (732 amino acids)
Source: RefSeq, a predicted model, not a curated record